UGUACUGUUGUGGGUUUAGUAACACUUUAAUCACCUCCCGCCCACCGUAUAGUAAUAUGACGGAUGCAAGGUGGUUCUCUCGUUCUGGGAGGACGUCAUAUGACGUCCUCCCAUUCUAACUGCGCAUGCGCGCGGCUCCCGAAGCGCGGCGAUCGGCGGUGCGCUGUGUCCCUCGAACACAGCGGAUCACCGAUCCACUGAAAGAACCGAAGAUGUCGACUCGGUCAUGUGAUCAGCUGUGUCCAAUCACAGCUGAUCACAUGUAAACAGGGAAAUGCCGGUUAUCAGCAUUUCUCUCCU
Staurois parvus is the source of this 300-nucleotide messenger RNA. The record is from the annotation of a GenBank genome assembly. NCBI's taxonomy places the organism in Eukaryota, Metazoa, Chordata, Amphibia, Anura, Ranidae.